AUGACUAAGGCCAAGAUUAUAAAUGUUAUCGAGGGCAGUUGCAAAAUAGCUAUAGCUUCGCCCCCAAAAGAUUUGGAAGAGGAGAUUAUCAGAGAGAUAACUAAACAAAUCUUACAGAAUAGGUAUGGCUUUAGUGAAGAUCAAGUAAAUGCCUUAUUCUUGAUCCAGAAAAAUAGAAGUAGCCACAGUGUAACUAUCUUAGAUAAAAACGUAAAUAUUGUGAUUUCCAACAAACCCUCGAAAGGAAUUGAGGAAGAAACUAUCGGAGAUAUGACGCAACGGAUUUUACGGGAUAAACUUAGUAUUAGAGAUGUAAGAGCUAAAGCUUAUGCCUUAGCCCUAUCAGCAAAAAAUGCUAAUAUUGGCUCAUCACGUCUCACUUGUCUUCGUAGAGAAUUAAGGAACCUUAAUGCAUCACUUGAGAUAAUUGAGGCUACAAAAUUUCCAGAUAUUACAGAAGAUGCCAACAAAAUCCAAAGUGUCAAUCGGAAAAAAGCUAAAACUAAACGUAUCAAUUAUCCAGAUAAAUUUACAUUAGAAUCGGUCAAAGAAAGGUUAGAUGCAUAUGAUUUAAAAACUCUGCCCAAUUAUUGGGCUCUUGCUGAUGUCAUGGUGAUGCUUUGUAUUCAUCCUGCUGAACUUACAACUUUAUGUAUUACAAAUGCCGGAGUAACAGGAUAUGCAAAAAAUCGGGGUCAACCAGAUAUUCCUAGAAAAUUUAGAUCUAUAGAAAAGAAUCAAGAAUAA
Molecule: messenger RNA, 747 nt
Organism: Dentiscutata erythropus
Lineage: Eukaryota; Fungi; Glomeromycota; Glomeromycetes; Diversisporales; Gigasporaceae
Source: the annotation of a GenBank genome assembly